GGGCCGCGAGGAAGGCUGGGCGGGCCGGACGAACGGCGCCGCGGGGUUGGCUGCUGCCCCGAGGCCGGACUCAACGGAUUCGGGCCGCGCCACCGGGCGAGCUCGCCGCCCGGCCCCAUCCCGGAGCCAGCGAGCAAGCGAGGCGGCGCCGCGCGAUUUGCUUGUAAAUGCAUCACGAAGAGGCAGCCCAGAAUGAAGAAAACAAGCAGGAGUGUUGGCUCAGUGCCUAAGGUGUCUGGGAUAAGCAAAGCGCAAGCAGCAGACAAAACGAAACCCGAAAACAGCUCUUCAGCAUCUGCAGGAGGCAAACUCGUGAAACCUGGAACAGCAGCUUCGUUGUCAAAGACCAAGAGCAGUGAUGACCUUUUAGCUGGGAUGGCUGGAGGGGUGACUGUGACUAAUGGUGUCAAAGGGAAGAAAAGCACCUGCCCUUCCGCAGCACCAUCAGCAUCCGCCCCUGCCGUGAGCACCAUGGAGAACAGACCCAAGAGUAGCACAGGCAUGAGUUCUUCAACCAAGCGGAGCACUUCCACAGGUAAUAAAGAAUCCAGUUCUACUAGAGAAAGAUUACGUGAACGUACCCGACUAAACCAGAGCAAAAAACUACCUUCUGCAGGUCAGGGGGCUAAUGAUAUGGCGUUGGCUAAACGUUCCCGCAGUCGCACGGCUACGGAAUGCGACAUUCGUAUGAGCAAGUCCAAAUCGGACAAUCAGAUCAGUGACAAAGCUGCUCUGGAAGCCAAAGUGAAGGAUCUUCUCACACUGGCAAAAACCAAAGACGUGGAGAUUUUACAUUUGAGGAAUGAACUCCGAGACAUGCGUGCUCAGCUGGGCAUUAACGAGGACCCUCCUGAGGGGGAUGAGAAGUCCGAGAAGGAAGCCAUCAUUGUUCACCAGCCCACUGACGUCGAGUCCACUUUAUUGCAGUUACAGGAACAGAAUACUGCCAUCCGCGAGGAGCUCAACCAGCUGAAAAAUGAAAACAGAAUGCUAAAGGACAGGUUGAACGCACUGGGCUUCUCCCUGGAGCAGAGGCUAGACCAUUCUGAAAAACUGUUUGGCUAUCAGUCCCUGAGCCCAGAGAUCACCACUGGUAACCAGAGCGAUGGAGGGGGGACUCUGACUUCCUCGGUGGAGGGCUCUGCCCCUGGAUCAGUGGAGGAUCUCCUGAGCCAGGAUGAAAACACCCUCAUGGACCAUCAGCACAGUAACUCUAUGGACAACCUGGACAGCGAGUGCAGCGAGGUGUACCAGCCCCUCACAUCCAGCGAUGAUGCCCUGGACGCACCAUCGUCCUCGGAGUCAGAAGGCAUUCCGAGCAUAGAGCGCUCUCGGAAGGGGAGCAGCGGGAACGCCAGCGAAGUGUCCGUCGCUUGUUUGACGGAACGGAUACACCAGAUGGAGGAGAACCAACACAGUACGAGUGAGGAACUUCAGGCGACUCUGCAAGAGCUCGCUGAUCUACAGCAGAUCACCCAGGAGCUGAACAGCGAAAACGAAAGGCUCGGAGAGGAGAAGGUGAUUCUCAUGGAGUCGUUAUGUCAGCAAAGCGAUAAGUUGGAACACUUCAGCCGACAGAUCGAAUAUUUCCGCUCCCUUCUAGAUGAGCAUCACAUUUCCUAUGUCAUAGACGAAGAUAUAAAAAGUGGACGCUACAUGGAACUGGAGCAACGCUACAUGGAUCUAGCUGAGAACACCCGUUUUGAACGGGAGCAGCUUCUUGGCGUCCAGCAGCAUUUAAGCAAUACUUUGAAGAUGGCUGAGCAAGACAACAAGGAAGCUCAGGAGAUGAUCGGGGCACUCAAAGAGCGCAACCACCACAUGGAGCGAAUCGUCGAGUCUGAGCAGAAGGGCAAGGCAGCCUUGGCAGCCACGCUGGAGGAGUUCAAAGCCACAGUGGCCAGUGACCAGAUCGAGAUGAAUCGCCUGAAGGCCCAGCUGGAGAACGAGAAGCAGAAAGUGGCGGAGCUGUAUUCCAUCCAUAACUCCGGAGACAAGUCUGACAUUCAGGAUCUCCUGGAGAGUGUCAGGCUGGACAAAGAAAAAGCAGAGACUCUGGCCAGUAGCCUGCAGGAAGAUCUGGCUCACACCCGGAAUGAUGCCAAUCGAUUGCAGGACACCAUCGCAAAGGUAGAAGAUGAAUACAGAGCCUUCCAAGAAGAAGCUAAGAAGCAAAUAGAAGAUCUGAAUAUGACAUUAGAAAAAUUAAGAUCAGAGCUGGAAGAAAAAGAGACAGAAAGGAGUGACAUGAAAGAAACGAUCUUUGAACUUGAAGAUGAAGUAGAACAGCACCGGGCAGUGAAGCUUCAUGACAACCUCAUCAUCUCCGACUUAGAGAAUACAGUUAAAAAACUCCAGGACCAGAAACACGACAUGGAAAGAGAAAUCAAGACACUCCACAGGCGACUUCGGGAAGAAUCAGCAGAAUGGCGGCAGUUUCAGGCUGAUCUCCAGACGGCGGUGGUCAUCGCAAAUGACAUUAAAUCUGAAGCCCAAGAGGAGAUUGGUGAUCUGAAGCGCCGAUUACACGAGGCUCAAGAAAAGAAUGAGAAACUCACAAAAGAGUUGGAGGAAAUAAAGUCACGCAAGCAAGAGGAGGAGCGUGGCCGGGUGUAUAACUACAUGAAUGCUGUUGAGAGAGACUUGGCAGCCCUGAGGCAGGGGAUGGGGCUGAGUAGAAGGUCCUCGACUUCCUCCGAGCCGACCCCUACGGUGAAAACCCUCAUCAAGUCAUUCGACAGUGCGUCUCAAGUCCCCAGCCCUGCUACAGCUGCAAUUCCUCGAACGCCUCUGAGUCCAAGUCCCAUGAAAACACCCCCUGCGGCAGCCGUCUCCCCCAUGCAGAGACAUUCCAUAAGUGGACCAAUCUCUACAUCUAAACCCCUGACAGCCCUGUCAGAUAAGAGACCAAACUACGGAGAAAUUCCUGUUCAAGAGCAUCUACUAAGAACAUCUUCAACCAGCCGACCUGCUUCUCUGCCGAGAGUACCUGCCAUGGAAAGUGCCAAGACCAUCUCAGUGUCCAGACGAAGCAGUGAAGAGAUGAAGCGAGAUGUCUCUGCACCUGAGGGCACGUCUCCUGCCUCGCUCAUGGCCAUUGGUGCCACGUCGCCACAGCUGUCCCUGUCCUCCUCCCCCACGGCCUCCGUGACCCCCACCACUCGAAGCCGGAUAAGGGAAGAAAGGAAGGACCCUCUCUCAGCAUUGGCAAGAGAAUAUGGAGGAUCCAAGAGGAACGCCUUGCUGAAGUGGUGUCAGAAGAAAACCGAAGGCUAUCAGAAUAUCGACAUCACCAACUUUAGCAGCAGCUGGAACGACGGGCUGGCCUUCUGUGCCCUCCUGCACACGUACCUGCCCGCCCACAUUCCCUACCAGGAGCUCAACAGUCAGGAUAAGCGGAGGAAUUUCACCCUGGCCUUCCAGGCUGCCGAGAGUGUCGGCAUCAAGUCCACACUGGACAUUAACGAGAUGGUCGGGACCGAGCGGCCAGACUGGCAGAACGUGAUGCUCUAUGUGACGGCCAUCUACAAGUACUUUGAGACCUGAGCACCUGAGG
Molecule: messenger RNA, 3556 nt
Organism: Lipotes vexillifer (Yangtze River dolphin)
Lineage: Eukaryota; Metazoa; Chordata; Mammalia; Artiodactyla; Lipotidae
Gene: SPECC1L
Product: sperm antigen with calponin homology and coiled-coil domains 1 like
Exons: 16
Coding region: 193-3546 (1117 amino acids)
Molecular function (GO): protein binding
Source: RefSeq, a predicted model, not a curated record